Messenger RNA from Lasiodiplodia theobromae, 711 nucleotides. Its product is annotated as MFS general substrate transporter. The record is from RefSeq and is a predicted model, not a curated record. NCBI's taxonomy places the organism in Eukaryota, Fungi, Ascomycota, Dothideomycetes, Botryosphaeriales, Botryosphaeriaceae. Gene Ontology annotation, biological process: transmembrane transport. Bases 1 to 711 code for a protein of 236 amino acids. Gene Ontology annotation, molecular function: transmembrane transporter activity. The transcript has 6 exons.
AUGGGUCCGGUUAUCGGCCCACUAGUCGGCGGAUUUCUGGGUGAAAUCGAAGGGUGGCGCUGGAUACAAGGUGUCAUGACCAUCUUCUCUGGCGUGGUCUGGAUCUUCGUCUCGCUCGCUGUGCCCGAAACGUACGCUCCAGUUCUUCUAAAGCGCAGAGCAGCCGACCUGAGCAAGUUGAAUGGAGAAGUCUACCCGAUUGUGUUCUUGCUGAGCUUUUACAUGGCUGUCAUCUACGGAACGCUCUACAUGCUUUUCGGUGCAUAUCCGAUUGUGUACCAACAACAUCGUGGCUGGAGUCCAGGAGUUGCCGGUCUGCCCUUCAUUGGCGUCGCAAUUGGGAUGCUCUUGUCCGUUGUCUACAACAUCUGUGUGGACAACCCACGCGUCAUAGCAGGGGCGCCAUUCGGCUUUGCCAUGGUUCUUGUCUUUCUCUCUAUUAUGAACUACCUUGUCGACUCGUAUACCAUCUAUGCUGCCUCUGUCCUGGCCGCAAACUCCGUAUUUAGAGCCGUCUUCGGUGCCGUAUUCCCGCUCUUUACGCGCCAGAUGUACAAUGUCCAUAUCAGGAAGUUCCAGAUUCUCCAGAAUACCGUUGUGGCCCACGUCAUCGAGAACGCCCUGAUUAAGAUUUCCCCAAAGGCUAUGUUGCGGGACUCCACCUUCCUGAGCAAGCAGAUCGGGAAGCAUUUCCGCUGGCGCUACUUGUGA